Macrosteles quadrilineatus (aster leafhopper) is the source of this 1784-nucleotide messenger RNA. Its product is annotated as igLON family member 5-like. Gene Ontology annotation, cellular component: neuron projection membrane. Gene Ontology annotation, biological process: synapse organization. The record is from RefSeq and is a predicted model, not a curated record. The coding region runs from base 44 to 1072 and encodes 342 amino acids. The transcript is spliced from 7 exons. Lineage: Eukaryota; Metazoa; Arthropoda; Insecta; Hemiptera; Cicadellidae.
UUCAGACAAUGUGAUAUGAAGGCGUCGUAGAGGCAGAACCAGCAUGAAGGGACUGCACGUCCCUCUUCAACACCUAGUUCCCUACUCUCUCCUCAUCGCUACCUUCACUUCAGUACAAACAGGCUGUCAUUAUAUGAACAGUAAACACAACUCUCUGGAUGCAGUGACUUCCACCCCUGGACCUCAGGACAAGGGUAAAGACCCCUACUUCGACCCCCUCACCCCCCGCAACGUCACCGCUCUUGUGGGCAAAUCUGCCUACCUGAGUUGCCGAGUCCGUAACCUUGGGAACAGAACGGUAUCCUGGGUCAGACACCGGGACAUCCACAUCCUGACGGUGGGAGGCUACACAUACACCUCGGACCAGAGGUUCAUGGCUCUACACCACAGAGACAACGACGAGUGGACCUUGCAGAUCAAGUGGGCUCAGAAGAGGGAUGCUGGUAUGUACGAGUGUCAGAUCUCCACACAACCUGCUCGGAGCUUCUUCGUCAACCUGAAUGUCGUCGAUCUUAAGACAAUCCAAGAGCACGACUUGAAGAGACUAAUCCAGUCACCUAGAGAGUACGACCCUUAUCAGCAAAUGUUCCGAGAUAUUUACCAAGUACCUACGGCCACAAUACUUGGAGGUCCUGAUCUCUAUGUGGAUAAGGGCAGCACCAUAAACCUCACUUGUGCUAUCCGAUACAGCCCUGAGCCACCUGUCUAUAUCUUCUGGUACCACCAUGAAGAGACGAUUAGUUACGACUCCACGCGAGGAGGGGUGAGUGUCAUCACGGAGAAGGGGGAAGUGACCACAAGUUAUCUGCUGAUCCAGAACGCUGAGCUGUCAGACAGCGGCAAAUACACAUGCAGCCCCUCCAACGCUGACGUGGCCACCGUCAGAGUACACGUGCUGAAUGGAGAGCGGCCGGCAGCGAUGCAGACAGGAUCAGCAGGUCUCAGCAACAGCUCCCUCAACAUCCUAGCACUGAUCCUGCUGUGCUGGUCUUACUCAGCAACUCUACAGGUCCUUCAUUCGGGAUCCUGGAGUGAGAGAUCCACGCAAAGUUCAGGAUCCUCUCUCAGAUAAUAAUGACAAUGAAUGUGUUUCUGUUCUUCAAACUUCCAAAAAGUUUUGUCUUCGAUUUGUACAUAUAUGUGUACAAGCUGUUAAGAGUUGUUGAAUUUUGAGUCCAGGGAAAAAUAUAGUGUUAUAAAAUGGGUGUUAAAACCGAGCAACGAAUUAUUAUUAUUCAUAAUAUUUCUUUACAUUAGUUUAUACAACUAUUCCAUUAUUUUAAUUUUAUAUUUUUUCAUCAUAUUAUGCAAUUUUUUGAUUAUUUAUCCUCAACAUUAGCAACUAUUGCAGAAUUAAAGAUUUAGUUACGAGAUUCUUUAUUAUAUUGUACCAAGUCGUUUCGUCCGCGUGGUAUUGUAUUUUCCCCUAAAACAAAUUGAAUGAGUAAUGAAGGUUUUUGAAUUAGUUUAGCUAGUAUAUGACAACAAUACCCGUGUAUUAUUCAUGUUACUACCAGCACUAUGUGUACUUUAUUAUAACCUAGCAGACACAGUAAAUAAUAACUUACAGGAUCCAAUAUCUUAUAUUUUAAAAAUAAUUGUUAUCGGAAAGAAUGGUCGUGGGGAACGUACAAUACAACCGGACUAAAUACGUAGUUACUAUUUAUAAUGUAAAUAUGUAUAUUAUUAUGUAAACUACUUUUGUGUAAAAAUAUCAUAGUGUUAUACUUUGUUUUGUACAUAAAUCCAAUAUGUAUUGUAUGAUUACAUUUAUUAUAAUAAAC